GCCGACGUGCGGGAGAGACAUCUGGUCCAAUUUGAACACUUGAGGUUUAAACGUGUCAUGGCGUCUCUUCUGUUUUUGUUGCUGUCUUCGUCCUCUGUGCUUUGUCCCGUAGCCUGUCUCUCAGUGGACAUGAUGGAGUGGAGUGAUGCAGUGGUGGCGCGGGAGGGCAUCUUGGCCACAUUAGUCUGUAUUGAUGAGAACGCGACAGGAGCAGUGUCUGUGAACUGGAUGGUGAAAUCGCUGGGGACAGAUCGAUGGAGGCUCGUGCUCUCCGCCAACGAGAGGAAGGAGUUCUCUGGUGGAGCGGCGAAGGACCAUAUGCAGCUGACGGAUCACAACUUCCAGGAUUCCGGCGUGUUCUCUCUGGCUUUCCGGCCCGAGAUGGACGACGGCGGGCUGUACAUGUGUCUGGUCAAACGCCGCCAAAACAUUCUGAUGGAGAGAGUUGUCCUGCUGAUGGUUUUGGAAGUGACCGUGGCCCCCCCCUCCCCUGUCCCUCAGCUCAGCACCCUGCGUCUCCUCGCCAACGUCCAGCCCGACAUUGCAGUCCGUAAAAUCACGUGGAUCGCUCCCGGAGAUAUUGCGAUGAAAACAGAAAAAGUCCCAAAGUUUGGAAUAAUAACCAAACUGCCCCAAGUCCAGAACAGUGAUGAUGGAGCCUAUGUGUGCAUGGUGUACCCCAAAGGAAACAGCUCCAAUGCCUUCUUCGCCUUCAAUGUGGAUGUGGCUGUGGAUGCAGACAGAGUGGCCUCCUUCACCAACAUAAACCACGGUCAGCAGAUUUCCACAGCUGUCCAGUCCCAGUCCGUCCUCCCCCUGUCCUGUCCUCAAGCUCCGGGGGACUACGUGAUGUUGUACUGGAGACCCCCGGACGCCAAGAACGAGAAUACUAGACUCGUGCACCAGUUUGACCGCUGGAGGGGCUUCACGCUGACCACAGAGCUCAGUAACAGGCUGCAGCUGGCGGGACCCCCGUACGACCCCCAGGAGGGCAGCUUCUCCUUCCUCCUCAGCCCCCUGAUCCGGGACGGGGGUCUGUACAUGUGCGAAGUGUUUAGCAACGACGACGCCUUCAGCCUGCGCACCCUGCUCACUGUCGUCAGAGUGAAGGCCAGGACUUUACCCACACAGUUGGAGCUGGACUGCAGAUACUCGGAGCUGUCCCAGGUCAGGAGAGCCAUCUGGACACAUCCCAACCAAAGUGUGCGCCUCCAGAUGGACGGCAGCCCGGGCCACAUCACCACCUCCAUCGAUUUACCCGUGAGGGCGGAGUCAGCCGGGAACUACACCUGUGUGAUCCUGCUCAAGAACAAGCAGACUGUGAGAGCCACCUACACCGUCAGCCUGCACCCCAGCACCACCUCAGAGGGAUCAGAAAGUGUUGAAGUCACAGCCUCCUCCCUGCUCCCCUCACUCUCCGCUUUGUUACUCAUUGUGCCCCUGGUUGCUGCGGUUGUCGGUGCGUUACUAUGGAGACGGAGACACAUUUCAGAUCGUGGUGUGGAGCAGUCUCUGUCGGUGCGCUCGGGCGAAGCUGAAAACAUCUAUGAAAAUCCCGAGGACAUAAGACAGGCUCCUCCCCAGGGUUCAGUCUACAUGGAUCUGAAGCCAAGAGGAGAGGACGCGGUCUACAAGGAACUGGAGCUGCACAAGGCACGAAGCAUCACCUAUAUGAGCAGUGUCAGAGCUGAUGACCUGCGCACGUCUGAUCCUCCACCAGCUGUCACAAGCACUCAGGUCCCACAGCAGCAGAAGACGAAGAAGGCAACCGUAAACUAA
Periophthalmus magnuspinnatus is the source of this 1779-nucleotide messenger RNA. RefSeq names its product g6f-like (gene g6fl). The record is from RefSeq and is a predicted model, not a curated record. The coding region runs from base 58 to 1779 and encodes 573 amino acids. Gene Ontology annotation, cellular component: membrane raft; external side of plasma membrane. Gene Ontology annotation, biological process: T cell activation; positive regulation of ERK1 and ERK2 cascade; interleukin-15-mediated signaling pathway. NCBI's taxonomy places the organism in Eukaryota, Metazoa, Chordata, Actinopteri, Gobiiformes, Gobiidae. Gene Ontology annotation, molecular function: protein tyrosine kinase binding; MHC class II protein binding. The transcript has 12 exons.